GGUGGUGGUGGUGGUGUCAGAGCCGUCAGAGGCGGCAGCAGAAGCAGCGACGGCGGGCUUCAAUCAACUCGCGAAGAAUGAUACAACUGCGACUAAACCCUCUGUUAUACGCACGCCCACAUCCCGUGCGCCCCGAACCAUUAUAAAAACGGCGGAACACGCGACAUCGGCGCAUACUGUGCUCGCGAAAGUGUCGGACAACGGUCGGAAAAGAAAAAGGGAGUCAAGCCGGUAGAUUCGAGCCGAGACCGAAGACGACGACGACGACGACGAGGACGACGACGAGGACGACGACGAGGACGACGACGAGGACGACGACGACGACCGCGACGACGACGACGAGGACGACGACGAGAUGGCUAGCAAACACGGACUGCUGUUCCUCGGCCUCGUCUACCUGCAGGCCGCCCUCGUUCGCGCCGUGCCGGACUGGGUGCCUCCGGAGAUCAUCGACAUGGUGCAAGACGACAAGCAACGGUGCAUGGAAGAACACGGCACGUCGGAAGCGAUGAUCCAAGAAGUGGCCCAAGGGAAGAUAUCGUCGGAUAGGUCGAUCACGUGUUACAUGUACUGUCUACUGGAAGCAUUCAGUUUGGUCGACGACGAAGCCAACUUGGAGACGGACAUGCUGAUGGGAAUACUGCCGGAACACUUGCAGGACCUGGCGGAACAAAUUUUGGGCAAAUGCAACCCCGCGGCUGGCAGCGACAACUGCGAGAAGAUGUACAAUCUCGCGGUGUGCGUCCAGCAAGCUGUGCCGGAGAUGUGGUUCAUCGUCUAAAUCACGGGGAGCGUCGUUUCAACCGGACCAGCGAGAGGGAAGUCGAAUCGCUAAACGAGAAACCGAUCGAAAGGAUUAUACUACCCAUCGACGUCGACGGCAACGGAAUCGGAAUCGGAAUCGGAAUCGGAAUCGGAAUCGGAAUCGGAAUCGCGAUCGGAAUCUCGAUCGAAAUUAAAAUGAAAAUCGGCGCACGCGAUCGCAUUCGGCGAAGCAAACUCGAUUAUUUGUACGAAACAGCGUGUAUAGACACUGUAGUUCAUUUAGGAUAAAUAACUCAACCCACAAGCUGCCGUACUGUAAAUACGACUCUCGAAACACAAAAAUGUAUUAACGAGCGAACGAGAGAACGACCGCGAACGAACGAACGAACGAAAGAGAGAUCGACGACGAACAACCGACGAUCGAAAUUCGUUCGUUCGGCGACGUGGAUUUCGAGUUUCGCGUUCACGCUCCGUCCACCUUCGUUUCUACGAUUCGAUACUUUCGAUGCGACAACGGACGGAACGUGUCUCCGACGACGAAAUCGAGAUCCUCGCGCGACGUUCCUCGAUCGAAAAUUAAUCGAUUUUCCGAUUCUGCCGGCCGGAUCCUCCGUUCCUCCGGAGUUAAUUCGUUCUUUAGAAUCGGGAAAGAGAGAGAGAGAGAGAGAGAGAGAGAGAGAGGGG
This is a messenger RNA of Megalopta genalis, 1449 nucleotides long. The record is from RefSeq and is a predicted model, not a curated record. NCBI's taxonomy places the organism in Eukaryota, Metazoa, Arthropoda, Insecta, Hymenoptera, Halictidae.